CUUGAUUGGUUGCUUAAAUUAGCAUUGUUUUACGCACGUGACUUUAAUCCGUGGAACGAUCAAUAGUCCACGGUGCGGAUGUGUGGAAACCUAACGACAGGGUACUGCCCGCGCUCCAGCAGUUGCCUACCUGUCUGGCCACUUCUGCAGUGUACAGUUAAGUCAGCGAAAAACGGCGCGGAAGCGAACGCAGCGGGUAUAAGCGUGCAAUCGACUGUUUCGCUUGCCAUUGCCUGCUUCACUGCUCGGACGCAUGCAGGAGAGAGGCUGGUGCCGAGCCUUGUGAAAAUCGUUUGCCUAUAAACUCGGCACUACCCAACAAAUGAUCCAGUUGUCAUGGAAACCUUUCCUCACUACCUUGUUAGCAAAAACAGUGCUGGACUACUGUUGAUGGAUGCCUCAUGAGUGUGAAAUCUCCCGAAUAUGUGUGUUUAUUAGGAUAUGGACCUUACAACAACCUAUCGUGCCCAAAUGAAUCCAUCGCCGAAGGCUGUGUCAGGUUCCUUGGAGAAUGACGCACCACUAACUAAAUUUCAUUCACUGGAUUCUCCUACACCAGCUGUCAAGAAAGCUUCUUUUGGAGCCUGGAGCAAGCAUUUGUACUUUAACAGCUUUACCGAAGGCUCCGGUUUGGGACAUGGACCGCAAGGUUUGAGUGGAUCCAUUCUUGAUGGCGGUAUCCCUCAAAGGAGACUUCCCACAGAACCUUCCGCGAAGCCCUUGCACCAGCCGCAUGAAAAAUCAUUUAAUCAUGAUUCCGACACCUCACACACGCCGAUGCCAGUCACUGAAUGUGGGGCGAUACCUGAUGCGUCAUCAACAAUUAGUUCAUUUGAGGUACGUGAAAGGUUAAAGUAUUGUGUGUUAAAUAAAAGGAAAAACCGUGAGAAAGAAUCACCCCAAGAAAAUGAGAAAGCAGCAGAAACUCCAAAGCAGUUCAGUAAAACGAACGAUGAAAAAGAAGAAAUAAGGCGCUCUUCCACGGGAUGCAAAACCCAAAUACCGAACCUCUUAUUGUCUAGUGUGUCACUUGACUCCUCACCCCAGGGCAAAGCGGGCUAUUUGCGAUCGAUUAACACAAAUUUUCGGCUAGAUGACUUGACUGCAGUGGUAUCUAACGAUGCGCUAGUGAACUCAAUUACUGUACCCAUGGGAAAUCUUUCUACAGAGAUUACGUCUUCGAAUAUUAAUUACAGCAGCUUGCAGACGCAUUAUCUCGGUUCGUUCAGUACCGAACAGCCGAAAGCGCGUGGUAAGCAACGAGAUGCCUAUAGCGAAGGGAGAGCUGAAGGAGAUCUUCUACGGAAGACAAUGUCCGAGCCAAGUCUUAAACUCAGAGGAACCAGUGGGCACCGACACAGAGGACGUGGCGAACGCCGCCAUGGAGCUGCUUCUGCCACAGCGGUUGCUGCGGUUGUAGCCGCGUCAGUUGGGAUGAAUGCAUUUUCUGUCACGACGGAGGACUUCUACCAGAAAUUUGCGACGAGUCUGACAGGAAAGCAACACAAGGCAGUUGAAAGUGAUGACAAUCCUGUCAUUGUGGAUUCAAUCCCAAUGGAUACGUCCGACAGCCACACUGCAACCUCAGGAACGGAACAAGACUCGUUACUUGGGAACCAUGUAGAACCCCUAUCCCUAUCAACCACUUGUAGAGAGAGCCAUAUCACAGACACAUGUAAAUUCUCGGAAGGCAAAUCUGAUUCUGUUGUCCAUUCGCUUCAAGGGAAUGCAGCUGUUAACGGAAGCUUAGGUGUAACACCUGUACCUUCCGAUUUCCACAGUAGUCCUCGAGAUUACCGGGCAAGCCUGCCUGAUUUAACCAACUCCUUUCCACUUCUUCACUCGGCAGGAAUGCCAACUUUAACAGGUUAUUUGGCAAGCAGCGGAGCAGGCGACGAAUUGAUGAAUGUUGAGCAAACUAACGAGGAUAGGACUCGUCCCGCUUCUUCAGUUCUCCGAAGCGAAAGAUUCAGAUUGUUUGGCACUCCAGGUCAUGUGCGACUUACACAUCACAUACUGCCCCGACGGCAUCAUUCUCUUGGUAUGAUCAGCCGCACCCGGUCGGCGCCUCUAGGAUUAGCCGGUAAUUCCGGGAAUAUAAGGUAUUUCUCUAGCAGUGUCAUCGCUCCCAUUACCAGCGCAUCUUCUGCCACAUCGGCAGCCAAUGUUUUAGCCAUGGAGGCGGCUUCAAAGUGUCGUUCCAACCAAACCUCGCUCACACAGUCCUGUGAAAAGUCUCCUCCAGUUGCUGUGACUUUUGAUUCUGCACCUUCAUCAUUAUGCACGGAGGAGCUACAAAGGAAUACAGUAGUCUCGCAGUUAAGGAAGAAGAUACUGGAAAGAUCGGAAUACAUCACAUCCGACCGGACUCCGGUGGACAAGUCAGAGUACGGUUCACAGUCGGUACCGGGCAGCGCACAAACCACGACAAGCAACUUGGUAUUUGCUCGCACUUCAUCCAGCCCGGUAGUCAAUCUAGUAUCAGCCAAAGGAAAGGACACAACACCGAAUCUUGGCUUCACUACCGCUCUUGCAUACAACGUUGGAAUGCUGAAUCAUCACUGCACUUGCCAAAACGAUGCAAAGCAUCCAGAGAAUCCACGAAGACUCACAGCAGUUUGGCAGAGAUUACAGGACACCGGAUUGGCCGCCAAAUGCCACCAUCAACCUGGCCGCCGGGCCACACUGAAGGAGCUGCAAUGGGCGCACAGAAGUGUAUACACCAUCCUUUUUGGCAGCGAUCCAGCGAAUCGUUGUCGCAUAGCCCCAUCGCUUUUGGCAACCGUCCGGCUGUGUCGAUUAAAUUGCGGUGGAGUGGGUGUAGACUCGGACACAGCGUGGAAUACCGCCGGGCAGACCGCCCAUGCUGCCAGACUGGCAGCUGGAUGUGUGCUUGACUUGGCUUGUCGAGUACUUGCCGGGCAAUAUCCCAACGGAUUUGCUCUCAUCAGGCCUCCCGGACAUCAUGCUGAACCUUCGCAGGCCAUGGGAUUUUGCUACUUUAACUCGGUUGCAAUUGCCGCCAGACAAGUACAGUAUUUUCAUCCACCAGUGGCAACCCGAUGUGAUUUAUUGAAAAACCUUGAAGGGCACUUGAGAUCACCAGAGCAGAUGCUCACCGACACUAUCCAAGCGAGGCGAGUUCUCAUCGUUGACUGGGAUGUCCAUCAUGGGAAUGGAACUCAAACUGUAUUUUACUCUGAUCCUUCAGUGCUUUACGUAUCUUUACACCGGCAUGAUGACGGCUACUUCUUUCCUGGUACAGGCUCUCCCGAGGAAAUUGGAGCAGGACCUGGGGUUGGAUACACAAUAAACAUUGCUUGGCCUUCAGGUUUGGUGAUGGCAGAUGCUGAAUAUCUGACAGCAUUUCGACUAAUAGUUCUGCCAGUGGCCAUGGAGUUCAAUCCAGAUCUGGUGCUCGUUUCCGCAGGUUUUGACGCUGCUCCUGGACAUCCGGCCAAUUUAGGUGGCUACAAUGUCAGUCCAGCGACAUUCGGUUGGAUGACUCGGCUCUUAUGUGACAAGAAGAUUGCCAACGGUAGGGUUGUGUUGGCGCUUGAGGGGGGAUAUGAUCUCAAAAGUCUUUGUGAAUGCACAGAAGCCUGCGUCAGGGCUCUAUUACUAGCCGCAUCCGAACACACUAAUUAUAAUGAUCAAGCAGUUGGCGAAUCGAAACUAAUGUGUUUAACUGAAACCGAACUCCGACGCGCACCAAUUCCUACUGCCGUGCACAGCAUACUCCGGUUAGCACGCAUUCACUCCAAAUACUGGAACUGUCUAUCGAAAGAAAUCCACUUUGAGGAAGCAUCCAUACCUGUAAGUAAAUGGCUUCCAUCUCAGGUAGAGAAUGUAAAACCGGCACAUAACGUGUGCGAAAACGGCUCACAAAGGUCCUGCACAAAUAUGGUGGAUGAUAAACGCUCGAGGACCUUCACAAAACAGGCCCAGUUGGAUGAAGAGUGUGACGUCAUUCAUAGUCAAACAAACGAAUCGCCAAUUAAUUUGACCAUUCGACAAACCGCGUCCAUAGACGACUCAUCAGCAACGCAACCAGUACACAGAAUGUUUGAGCAUCUGAGCAAGUUCUCAUUCAAUACCAAAGAUGAACAACUGCGGUCUGUGGAAUCUAAUGACCAAAUUGCUGCCGUGGAUCUUGCUCGGUUGGCUGAUCUACGAGUCACGCUGCAACAACAAGGGAGCGUACCCGAGUGAUUUCUAGUCAAGCAGUUUCAAUCCACGCAUUACUUCGCAACUCAUUUGCACUAUUCCACUAUUUUUGCCUUCAAUGUUUCAUCUUGUUUUGUAUCUAAAUUUCUUUUAUUUUGCGACCAGUGUCUCGAGGCAUGUCGGCUUGCGAAGCAUUUCAAGUUUGAGGAUGAAACUUUACUCAUUGCUUCCAUUAUCUCGCUGUUUCUCCCAUUUAAACUUCGUCUCAUUUUCAUGCCGCGUGUUUUGAUACCCGACGGGCGGUUAUUCUCAUUAAAUUCAAUUUGAUGCUUUGCUACCAAACAAUGCGGUCACGCUUAAUUCCUAUGAACUGAAAGCGUAUUCGUGAAGCUUACCAGUUCAUUUGAUUCUAGCACUGUGUCCCACAUCAGCAUAUGGCUGGCAUGUGGUCGGCGUGUACACCAGCUCGUGACCGUUAGGCACCGAUGACAGUUACAGCCAGCCUGGCCGCUUUGCACCUGCGAUAUAAGAUAUUUGUACCAAAAACUCACGACUACAAAUUCCAAAGCGUAAGAGCUGGGCAUUUCUUGUGCUCUAUUAUGGUACCGCAAUUUAGGUAUCUUUUUUACUAUUUGCGCUUGGUAAUCAUUCAUUUUCGCUGUGCAUGAACACAAUUUGUUCGCUGGGUAAAAAAUAAUAUCCUUAUCGCACGUUGCCAAUCUUACAGUAUAUCAGUCAGUCGAUGACUGCGUCCGCAACUGUUCUCGACAUUUGAACAAAUAUCAUCUGGUGUCCUAUGCUCUCAUCUUAUAUAUACGUAUUAUCUUCGAUUCGGGAUAUACAAGACCCGUUUACAUUUUAGAUUCGCGUAGCUACCUUUUUAUAAUAAAGUUUAAGAAGAAGCUAAGGUAC
Molecule: messenger RNA, 5079 nt
Organism: Dicrocoelium dendriticum
Lineage: Eukaryota; Metazoa; Platyhelminthes; Trematoda; Plagiorchiida; Dicrocoeliidae
Source: the annotation of a GenBank genome assembly